AUGGCGGCUGCGGCCUUGGUGAGGUCGGUGGCCCGGCAGUUAGCCUGGCUUCCGUCCUUGCAGUGCGUCCGCCAUGGCUCCAAAGCAGUUACCCGUCAUAAGAAGGCUAUGCACUUUGAGAGGCAAAAGAUUAUGGCACUUACAAAGUAUAUCCCACCUAAACCCUCCAACGACAAGUGUUUCAAGCCAAAGCUUAAACCGGAAGACACUGAAAAGGAGAACUUAUACGAACAAUUUCUGUAUAACCAGCUAAGUGCGGUUUUCCAGGACAGUAAGAUGAUUGCAGUAUUCCAGCGCAAUUCAAUCAGAUCAGAAGACUUUUUACUUUUUCGACACAGACUAUUCAAGCAUAACGUUCAUAUUAAAAUUUUUCCUAAUCAGGUUGUUAAAAAGGUUCUGGUCCAGUUCCAACUCCAAGGCCUGCUGCCAUUAUUUAUUGGACGUACCUUUCUAGUGGUGAGUCCCCAGCCAAAGGUGAAGGAGAUGAUACAGGCUGCAAGGGCAGUGCCACAAGUAGUGCUUUUAGGAGCCUGUGUUGAAAACAAACUGAUGAGCCCACAAGGAAUGGUAAUUUAUUCCAGGCUGCCUAGCAAGGAAACACUGCAGGGCCAGCUUGUAGGUACACUGACAACAAUGACUUCUCAAACAUCUUGUUUGUUGACACAUCAUUCAUCACAUCUGUCCAAGCUGCUGGAGCAGCACAGCAAGGAGGAUGUCAAGAGUGACUGA
Staurois parvus is the source of this 729-nucleotide messenger RNA. The record is from the annotation of a GenBank genome assembly. NCBI's taxonomy places the organism in Eukaryota, Metazoa, Chordata, Amphibia, Anura, Ranidae.